This is a messenger RNA of Rasamsonia emersonii CBS 393.64, 1545 nucleotides long. RefSeq lists its product as uncharacterized. The record is from RefSeq and is a predicted model, not a curated record. Gene Ontology annotation, molecular function: transmembrane transporter activity. Bases 1 to 1545 code for a protein of 514 amino acids. Gene Ontology annotation, cellular component: fungal-type vacuole membrane; plasma membrane. Gene Ontology annotation, biological process: transmembrane transport. Lineage: Eukaryota; Fungi; Ascomycota; Eurotiomycetes; Eurotiales; Trichocomaceae. The transcript has 4 exons.
AUGGACAAAGAUCUAGAAAAAUCCCUAUCCUCCUCGGCGGAGGGACAGAAGACGGUCAACGAUGAAACCCCGGAUCCAGACCUACUAAAGCGAGAUCAAUGGCUCAACCACCUGGAAUCCAUCACGGGCAUCGAAUCCCGCGGUAUCGAGCGCGUUCCGCCGGACGAACGCUACGAGGGCUCGUUUGUCCAGAUGCUCCUGCUCUGGCUGAGCGCUAACCUCACGGCCAACAAUACGCUCAUCGGCGUUCUGGGCCCGGUCGCCUAUGGCCUGGGGUUCACGGACGCGGCGCUCUGCGCAGUCUUUGGCGGGCUUUUGGGCUGUGUCGGAGUUGCGUAUGUGGGAACUUGGGGUCCGAGGAAUCGUCGCGAGAUAUUUCAUGGGCUACUAUCCCAGCCGGAUCUGCUGCCUGCUCAACAUGGUCAUCAUGCUGGGCUACGGCAUGAUCGACUGCGUCAUCGGAGGCCAGAUCCUCUCUUCGUGUCUGACGGCCGCAUGACGGUCAUCGUCGGGAUCAUCGUCGUGGCUAUCGUCUCGUGGCUGGUCGCCACGUUUGGCAUGCGCGUGUUUCAGACCUACGAACGAUACUCGUGGCUCCCGCAGGCAAUCGUCCUCGCCGUUAUGGCCGGAACGGCAGGCCCCAAAUUCGACGUGAACAGCCAAUCUAUCGGCUCAGCUGAAACGAUCAACGCCAAUCGUCUGUCUUUCUUCUCUCUGGCCAUCUCUUGUGCCAUUGCCUGGGCGCCGGCCGGAGCGGACUACUAUGUCUACUACCCGGCCAACUCGCCGCGCUGGAAGAUCUUCCUGAUGUCUUUUGUUGGCUUGGGUCUCGCUAUUGCUGUGACCCUGCUGCUCGGCGUCGGGGUCGGGUCCGCUAUCCAAUCUGUGCCUGAAUGGCAAGAUGCAUACAACAACACGCCAGGGAACCUGCUGGAGGCGACCUAUCUUCCGGUCAACAGCUUUGGGAAAUUCUGCGCGGUGGUCGCCGCUCUGGGGGUGAUUGCCAACAACAUCCCCGGCACGUACUCGGCGGCUCUGGCCUUCCAGAUCCUGGGACGAUAUGGUCUCUUGGUCCCUCGCUCCAUCUGGACGAUCGUGUGCGUGAUCAUCUACACGGCCUGCGCCCUGGGCGGCCGGAACUAUCUCUUCGACAUCUUCGAGAACUUCUUACCGCUGAUGGGGUACUGGAUCGUCAUCUGGCUGACGAUCAUGCUCGAGGAGGACCUUAUCUUCCGGCGCGGCAAGCCGUAUGACUGGGAGGUAUGGCAUGACCGGAAGAAACUCCCGCUGGGGAUCGCUGCGUUCACGGCGUUUGUGAUCGGUUGGGUCGGCGCCAUUAUCGGGAUGGUGAGUUCUGAUUCUCCAGCAAACAUGGAGUAUCAACUGACGGUAACAAUUUCGGUACAGUCGCAAGUAUAUUAUAUCGGACCAAUUGCCCGAGCCAUCGCGGGGGGCUGUGACCUUGGGAUCUAUCUGGGCAUCGGGUUUACGUUCUUUGCGUAUCCACCACUGAGGGUGUUGGAGCUGUGGAAAAUAGGCCGUUAA